This is a messenger RNA of Myxocyprinus asiaticus (Chinese sucker), 1040 nucleotides long. Its product is annotated as myosin light chain 3, skeletal muscle isoform. Lineage: Eukaryota; Metazoa; Chordata; Actinopteri; Cypriniformes; Catostomidae. Gene Ontology annotation, cellular component: contractile muscle fiber; myosin II complex. The record is from RefSeq and is a predicted model, not a curated record. The coding region runs from base 133 to 588 and encodes 151 amino acids. The transcript has 6 exons. Gene Ontology annotation, molecular function: calcium ion binding.
ACACGAUCCGCCCCUUGACAUCAUUAGCAUAGCACAAAUAAGAAGGAGUUUGACCAUGGCUCAGGACCACUCUCCUGGGAUUCCGGCUUCUUGACUUCUGUCUCUCGGCUCCUCCAUCCUCAAAACUGCAUCAUGGCUGGAGAAUUCACUGCUGACCAGAUUGAGGACUUCAAAGAGGCCUUUGGUCUCUUCGACAGAGUUGGUGACAACAAGGUUGCUUACAACCAGGUUGCUGACAUCAUGCGUGCCCUGGGUCAGAACCCCACCAACAAGGAUGUGAAGAAAAUCCUGGGCGACCCAUCCGCUGAUGACAUGGCCAACAAAAGACUUGACUUUGACGGUUUCCUGCCAAUGCUGAAGACUGUUGACACCCUCCAGAAAGGUACCAUUGAUGACUACGUUGAGGGUCUGCGCGUCUUCGACAAGGAGGGCAAUGGCACAGUAAUGGGAGCUGAGCUGCGCAUUGUGCUGUCAACACUGGGUGAGAAGAUGUCUGAACCCGAGAUUGACUCUCUCAUGCAGGGACAGGAAGAUGAGAACGGCAGCGUCCACUAUGAAGAUUUCGUCAAGCACAUCUUGUCUGUGUAAGAGGCCGCCCAUGUGGGAGUGGUGUGGAAGGCUGAACUAUAUCUGCAGACAUGGUGUCAGGACAUCCGAUCUGUUUUGAAGACCAAUCAAUAAAAAGGACUAUGGGAUGUCACUUUUAAACCAUUCUGGUUUAUGCCUUUUUGUCCACAUCUUUUGUUUCCCUUCCCUCCAUCGUUUUGGAAGUUACAUCCUCCUAUUAUGCAGUUCAUCCUCCUUGCCUUCUUGUUCCACCUGGGGCGGCUGUCCACAGUAGGAUGGAGAAGGAAAUGGGUAGAAGGAAAUGGCCGCUCAUGAAGAGAGGGUUUAUUUCCUCUUUCUCCACCCAUCCAGGGUCACAACAACACUGCUUGCUGUGUGUUAAAGGCACAUGACACUGCUGUGCCCAGGCCACCAAUAUUCUCCUAUCCCGAUUUUCACACAGUCAUUUCACAAUAAACUUUCUUCCAAAAGUA